This is a messenger RNA of Patella vulgata (common limpet), 2988 nucleotides long. RefSeq lists its product as uncharacterized. Gene Ontology annotation, molecular function: zinc ion binding. The record is from RefSeq and is a predicted model, not a curated record. The coding region runs from base 277 to 2847 and encodes 856 amino acids. The transcript is spliced from 9 exons. NCBI's taxonomy places the organism in Eukaryota, Metazoa, Mollusca, Gastropoda, Patellidae.
CAGAGUUGUAAGGCGUAUUAUUGCACCACCACAAGCCAGGCGAUAACUGGUUGCAGUGAAUUGUGAAAUAUUUUGAACUAUAUAACUUCUUGCUCUUUCCCCAAACUUCAGUUGCCCAUACUGGGAGAACUUGACUAUUUAUUUUAUUGUGUUUCUUUUGUUUGCACCUUGAAGUCACAGUUAUUUUUCAACUUGUAUUUCAAGCUCUAGUCUAAGUCUAAACUCAAACUGUUGAACAGAAAACAAGCAAUAAUUCUUGUUGAAAAGUAUUAUUGUAUGAACAAUUAUCUAGACAGGAGAUCAGAAAGAGGUUGUGUUUUACAAGUAAUGACUGAAAAACCUUGCAAAUUUUACAUCAGUGGUAAAAAAUGCAAGUUUGGUAAACAUUGUCGAUUCGUUCAUUCGCAAGUGUUUAAUUCCAAUUUUACAAAUUCGCUAAAUUCAGAUAAAAAUGAAAUUUUAAAUACAGCAACCGAUUCAAGUAAUCUUUUACCAGGCCCGUUUUUUAAUCUGUCUGCAAAUUCAGCACAAUCUAACCAAGAUGGAGCAGUAAACUACUACUACGACAAUCAAAUCACGGGAGAGAUUCCAGAAUCUUCUCAAACAGAUAUCUGUGAUUUCUAUGUUAAAAAAGGUUAUUGUGGCUAUGGCACUAAUUGUCGAUAUUACCAUCCAGAAUCAAGAGAUCCCAAGACAGAUGGAAAGGAGCAAAGGAGAGUGAAAGCCGAGGCUGCCAAGGAGAACAAAUCUAAGAAGAAUACAAUUAUAGCUUCUGGUGAUGGUUUAAUUGAUCAGGAUGGGACCCCAAAGGAUGGAAAAAGUGAGAAACAAAUAUGUACUUUUUUUGCCAAGUAUGGUCAUUGCAAAUUUGGAAAAAGUUGCAAGUACUUGCACUUUUAUGUUCAGAAGAAGAAAGCUAUAGAAGAGGCUGAACCUAGGCCUACGACCAAAAAUGAAGACACAGAAGCAAGGGAAGAUAGAAUUACGACCAAAAAUGAAGACACAGAAGCAAGGGAAGAUAGAAUUAAGCCCUCUGUCACUAGGAAAAGAAUAUGUCCUUAUUUCACUUCUGGGUAUUGUAGAUGGGGACAUCGCUGCAGGUUAUUUCAUCCAAAAGACUUGAUGGAAAAUGUUGAGGAUCCAGUGGAUGGGAUAAGCUUAAAUGAUGUACACAACUCAAUCAGUAAUACUAAUACUGUUGGUGUGGAUGAGAAGAAGAUGGAAGCUGUACCAACUACUAAUCCAAAGGUCAGCAAAGUUUCAAGAUCACAGCGCCUUCCUGUUCUACCAGUUAAGAGAGUUUUACUUCCAAAGAGAUCAGCUGCAUCCCAAGAGGAAUUGAAUGGUAUGAGAAAGACAGAGAUAGAGCAGAUGAAGAAGAGAUUUCCGAAUGAUAAACUGACUAUUGUUGAAGAGAAUUACAAAAAAUUUGUUGCCAGUUUUUGCUUUACUCCUAGUGAUCCUGAUUGGCCUUUUGAUGUGAAAAAUUUUGUUUUAAUGGUGAGCAUUACAGAAGAAUAUCCAAAAGAGAUCCUUUUGGUUAAUAUGCCAACUGAACAAGAUAUGCCUGAAACUGUUCGAAGAUAUGUACAAGAAAGUAUUUGCGAUUGGUUGAGUGAGAAAUCAGAUACCCUUGAAAAAACUGAUAAAUUAGAGCUUUUGUUUCGACCUCUCUUGCAUUGGCUGGACAAAAAUCUAGAGAGUGUAGUGACAAAUGGAUUACGUCAGUUUAAAAAGGAACUGGUUGCCAAGGCUGCAGGGUUUGAAUUCAUACCUGCUUCUCAGCUUCAGUCUAAUGUUAAACAUGCUACUCCUGAUUCAGCUGAUGAUGAGAAUGACUCUGAUGUUAUUAACAGCCAGGAUGACACAGAUGAGGAUGAAAAUGAAAGUAGUGAGGAUGAAGAUAAAGAAACUAAACAAACAUUUGCUGACGUUGAAAGAAAAGGAACAGAGGUGUCCUUCAAGAAUCUUCAAUUAAAGGAACAGAGUGGGACCCUUAUCUUCGAGAAAAUAAAUCUAUCUAUCCAAUGUAUCCGAUGCAAAACAAAGUCUGAGUUUAGCACACCUUGCAACCGUAUCAAUUCACUUGACUGUACAAAAUGUAAUACUACACAGAUAGCUCGUUAUCGACCAGCUAUAGCUCAUCAAUACUCUUCAGUUAUUGGUUAUCUUGAUCUAAACAACUGUACACCAUUUGAUCUAAUUCUUCCAGAGUCUUCACCUGUUGUUAGUUGUAUGAACUGCAACAAUACAACUAAAAUAUCAGCCUUUUGUAGUGGUCAAGUUCAUGAUAUUAACUGUAGAUCUUGCCAUGAGAAGUUGCGCAUAGCUGUGGAUGCUGUAAGAUUUUUUGAAUUACAGCAAGCAGAAAUUGAGACUCCAAAUUCUGGUCAAAUACACAAAGUUGGUGUGAAGAAAGCAAAUCGUAUAAUCAAAAAUCCAGCUAUACAAGAAGGUAAACCACUACCUGCAAAUGGAGCUUGUAAACAUUAUAAAAAAAGUUACAGAUGGCUCAGAUUUCCAUGUUGUGGAAAGACCUAUCCAUGUGAUAUAUGUCACAAUGAGAAUGAAAUUGAUCAUGAGAUGAAGUAUGCUAAUAGAAUGAUUUGUGGUUAUUGUUGUACAGAACAGAUAUAUUCUGUGGAGAAGCCUUGUAAAGGUUGUACUCAACUGAUGACAAAGAGCGCUGGCUGUCAUUGGGAAGGUGGACAAGGCUGUCGUGAUAAAAUAAAGAUGAACAGAGGAGAUGCCCAGAAAUAUAGCAACAUGGGAAAAACUAUAUCUAAACAUGCCCAGAAAGUUAAAGAUAUGAAUAGUAAAAAGAAGACUAAACUGAGACAUACAUAGAGCUGUCUCUUUAGUUUUGAAAUUUAUUAGGCCACACAACUUAUUUUAUUUGUGUUGCCUUAGAUUUUCAUGUAAAAAAAAAAAAAGAACUUUGAUAUAUAUUACUGUUUGCAUGAAUAAUAAAUUGUAUUUUUCACUAAA